UCUGUGUGUAGUGCAGUUUUAAUGUGAACAUUAACUAUUGAUUUAACGUUAGUUAUACUGCGACGUUUAUUUUUUUUACGUUCGGUGCCCACCACUGCAUCUCAUAAGUUGCGUAAUUGGAAAUGAACUAACGAACUUUUUUCUCUUCCUCUCUACUCUGAUUUCAGGUUUUGCACGCGUUCGAAUAUCAAACAUCCGAAAUUCGUUCCAAUAAGUUGCGUGAAAUCAGUCUUGUUGAAAGUUAUAUCUACCUAUAUCUGCCGGUUCUGAGAGUCAGUUAUGAUAUUACCUGGCAGACAACUUAGAAAAUUCGUAAAGCGGGAGCAAAUGUGGAAGAAAUGCCAAGUGUUUGCAUUGAGUCAUCUUGGAAAGUGCUUUCAGCGUUAACGAGAUUCAAUUUAAUAUCACAAGGAAAUAGUGGGGGAAAUGUGGGUUGUGAAAGUGUAAAGUUAAGGGUGGGUUAAUUCCAGCCAGCGUGUGAAAACGGUGCGAUUCGAAUCGAAAGAGCGAAAUUUUUGAGUGAUCAAUGUGUUAUAAAUAAUUAAAACCCGAAUCCCGGGUAGUGUUGUUACGGGGAUGAGUGUGUGAUUUCAAUGGAAUAAGAGUUUUUUUUUCGAUAAAGUGAAAACGACAAAAUGAGCGACACGGUCGAGCUGGAACGGUUGAUCAACUGUACCCAGGCAACGAUUCGGCGGUUUCCUUGGUCCACCGAGUACAAUGCGACCGUGAUUGGCGAGUUUAACCGGACGGAAAUAUUGGACGUGCUCGGUGAAAUGAUUACACGGGGGAAAAGCUACGUGCCGAAGGAGGCGGAAGCGGUGACAUUAAGGGAAUUCAUCACCGAGUGUCUCUUCCCGACAACCAAGAGCCCAUACGAGCUGCCGUGGCAACUGAAGACGGCCUGGGGUGUUGUGUUCGGUGCGAUGUUGCUGGUGGCCAUCACCGGCAACAGCAUCGUGCUCUGGAUUGUGCUGGCCCACCGCCGAAUGCGCACCGUGACCAACUACUUCCUGCUAAAUCUGAGCGUGGCCGAUCUGCUGAUGUCGUCCCUCAACUGUUCGUUCAACUUCAUCUUCAUGCUCAACUCGGACUGGCCGUUCGGGGCGGUGUACUGCACCAUCAACAACUUCAUGGCCAACAUGUCGGUGGCGUCCUCGGUGUUCACGCUGGUGGCCAUCUCGUUGGAUCGAUAUAUUGCCAUCGUGCAUCCGCUCCGGCACAGGACGUCCCGCAAAAAGGCCCGCCUCUUCCUGUUGAUCAUUUGGGCGCUGAGCUGCAUCCUGGCCGCCCCCUGCCUCAUGUACUCCACUGUGAUGACAAAGCGGUACCACAACGGGAAAACCAGGACCGUUUGCUACAUGCUGUGGCCGGAUGGACGCUAUCCGACCUCGAUGGCAGAUUACAUCUACAACCUGGUGUUCCUCAUCCUGACGUACGGCAUCCCGAUGCUGAUAAUGAUCGUGUGCUACUCGCUGAUGGGCCGGGAGCUCUGGGGAAGCCGUUCCAUCGGGGAGCACACCGAACGGCAGCUCGAGUCGAUGAAAUCGAAAAAGAAGGUAAGUGUCUUGCGAAGUAAAGUGCUUAUUCACACAUGCACGCACCCACAUCAAAGGAUGACUUCAAUAUAAAAGCCCUUUGCUCGUUGUCGUCAAUAUCGAGA
Molecule: messenger RNA, 1660 nt
Organism: Aedes albopictus (Asian tiger mosquito)
Lineage: Eukaryota; Metazoa; Arthropoda; Insecta; Diptera; Culicidae
Gene: TkR86C
Product: tachykinin-like peptides receptor 86C
Exons: 6
Coding region: 636-1628 (330 amino acids)
Biological process (GO): G protein-coupled receptor signaling pathway
Cellular component (GO): plasma membrane
Molecular function (GO): tachykinin receptor activity
Source: RefSeq, a predicted model, not a curated record